Molecule: messenger RNA, 911 nt
Organism: Zophobas morio
Lineage: Eukaryota; Metazoa; Arthropoda; Insecta; Coleoptera; Tenebrionidae
Product: superoxide dismutase [Cu-Zn]-like
Exons: 3
Coding region: 68-757 (229 amino acids)
Biological process (GO): superoxide metabolic process
Molecular function (GO): copper ion binding
Source: RefSeq, a predicted model, not a curated record
GUGUCAUGCAGCUUCAAAUUACUAUUUAUAAAUCGCUUUGUUAAUUUUUCCGCCAUUCGCGACUACCAUGUGGGUGAAGUCGGUACUCGUUUCGUGCUUGAUCUGUUUGUUCAUCAGGAACGCGGACAAUGCUGCCAUGCAAGCCAUUUCCGUGCGCAACGCGCUCUACGAAGUUCCAGGACUGGGAAAUCGGCCUCUAAUCAUCAAAAUGUACCCAGCGGUGGAGAACUUCCAGAGCGAUCUCUAUGAAGUUUAUGCUGAACCCUACAAUUACGAUUUAAGGGCCGCCAGUGCGGUGGCUGUGAUCCAAGGGGAGGGCGAAGGGGCAGCAAAGGGCGAGAUUGUGUUCUACCAGAGGCACCCACCGACCGGGCCCAUUCUGGUCAAAGGGAACUUGACCGACUUACCUCCAGGGAAGCACGGGUUGCAUGUUCACCAGUCCGGCGACUUGAGGCAAGGGUGUGACAAGCUAGGGUCCCAUUUUAACCCAUAUUUGCUGCAGCAUGGAGGUCCCAGUGACCCGUUGCGUCACGUGGGGGAUUUAGGGAAUAUCGAGGUGGGGGAGGAUGGGUCAGUGGAGUUCGAUAUUGUCGACGCGUUGUUGUCUUUGUCCGGGGGACCCAGGAGCAUCGUGGGUCGGGCUAUUGUGAUUUCCACAAAUCCCGAUGACCUCGGAAGGGGGGGGACUGCCGAAAGUUUGGUUAAUGGUGAUUCGGGCAAACCCCUGGGAUGUGGGGUUAUAGCAUACAUUAAGUAAAAGUACAACUUAUUCUAUAAAUAUGUAUAGGGUUUUUAUUUUAGAAAAAAGACAAUGCGCAGAGUGGCUAUAAUGUGAUCACUCUAUCUAUAAUUUGUUAUAUUUUAUAUACUAUUUUUUGUUACUGUAAAUAAAAGUGUUACAGAUUUUUGCC